Molecule: messenger RNA, 1500 nt
Organism: Pteronotus mesoamericanus
Lineage: Eukaryota; Metazoa; Chordata; Mammalia; Chiroptera; Mormoopidae
Gene: NEK7
Product: NIMA related kinase 7
Exons: 10
Coding region: 302-1210 (302 amino acids)
Biological process (GO): peptidyl-serine phosphorylation
Cellular component (GO): nucleus
Molecular function (GO): protein serine/threonine kinase activity; ATP binding
Source: RefSeq, a predicted model, not a curated record
CUGACAGCAGCGUCCACCGGAGGAGGAGCGGGAGUCGCAGGAGGAUGGGCUGCCUCUAGGCUCGCGCUCCAGACGCGUCGGGCUGUGAGAGGGUGGGUGGUCGCGCCUGCAGCGUCUGCGGCGGCGGCGCGGCGCGAGGUGGCAUUCGGCUCGGGCCCCGCAGUCUCAGCCCCCGGCCCUGCGGGCCUUUCCGCGGCGCCGCCUGGCCGGGCCGCCUGGCCGUCUGCCCCGGGCCCCUCGCAGGCGGGAGAACGGACGACUCCGCACUUCCUGGUUUCUGAAGUGCUUGUCGCUUGGGACGAUGGAUGAGCAAUCGCAAGGCAUGCAAGGGCCACCUGUUCCUCAGUUCCAACCGCAGAAGGCCUUACGACCGGAUAUGGGCUAUAAUACGUUAGCCAACUUUCGAAUAGAAAAGAAAAUUGGUCGCGGGCAAUUUAGUGAAGUUUAUAGAGCAGCCUGUCUCUUGGAUGGAGUACCCGUAGCUUUAAAAAAAGUGCAGAUAUUCGAUCUGAUGGAUGCCAAAGCCCGUGCUGAUUGUAUCAAGGAGAUCGAUCUCCUGAAGCAACUCAACCAUCCAAAUGUAAUUAAAUAUUACGCAUCAUUCAUUGAAGAUAAUGAAUUAAACAUAGUUUUGGAAUUAGCCGAUGCUGGUGAUCUAUCCAGGAUGAUAAAGCAUUUUAAGAAACAAAAGCGGCUGAUCCCGGAGAGGACCGUCUGGAAGUACUUUGUCCAGCUCUGCAGCGCGCUGGAGCACAUGCACUCCCGCCGCGUCAUGCACCGAGAUAUCAAACCAGCAAACGUGUUCAUCACGGCCACUGGCGUCGUCAAGCUUGGGGACCUGGGCCUGGGCCGCUUCUUCAGCUCCAAAACCACGGCGGCACAUUCUUUAGUGGGUACGCCGUACUACAUGUCGCCCGAGCGAAUCCACGAGAACGGGUACAACUUCAAGUCCGACAUCUGGUCCCUCGGCUGUCUCCUCUACGAGAUGGCGGCGUUGCAGAGUCCCUUCUACGGCGACAAGAUGAACCUGUACUCGCUGUGCAAGAAGAUCGAGCAGUGCGACUACCCCCCGCUUCCCUCGGACCACUACUCGGAGGAACUCCGGCAGCUGGUGAACAUGUGCAUCAACCCAGACCCCGAGAAGCGACCGGACAUCACCUACGUGUACGACGUUGCCAAGAGGAUGCACGCGUGCACCGCGAGCAGCUGAGCGCCCAGGCGGCGAGCCGACCGCCCUGUGUGCGCGCAGCCCGCCCCGCCCGCCCGCCGGAGCUCGCGCGCCCGGCGCCUUCCCCAGUCCUCUAAGCUUCAUUUUGUACCAAUUUAAGUCGCCUUCUUGCAAAGCCCAAAUGACUUUGGAAUAAUCGAAUUGCAUGCUAGGAGAGUAAACGGGACAUGAUAGUUAUUAACGGCUGAAGACUUGUAUCCUUAUUUAGAGUUUUGUGCGGAGAAAUUGUGUUCAGCUUGACUCUCGGUGCCAAACGCUAGGGGCCCUUGGCG